CCCCUAUCCAGUCGUUUUGCAAAAAUGUAUUUUGACCAAAAUCAAAAUAGAAUUAGACCAUAUAUGAAACCAAACGAAAACUCAAAAUGGUUGGAGGUCGCAUCGCUUUCACUUCCGAUGGGGGUCACGUGGCCAAUAUUCAAGCUGUGCCAAAAAUCUGAACCAGAAGUGCACGCACACCCUUUUUGCAAUUCUGCAACGGCCUUUUUGCGUCAUACCCGUCUGUUAAAUCCCUCAUAGGUCCAUCUUCUCUCUCUCUCUCUCUCUUUCUUUUUUUUGCUUGCUCCUUUUAAUGUGUUCUUAAAACUACGUGGGUUUGAGACAAAUUCCUCGUCUCUUACUGGUGGGAUUGACCUCCCAAAGGGACGUUGGGAUUGGUCAAUAUUCUCUGUAUCCAAGCAGAGUUUGAAGUUUCAAUCAAAAUCGCAUCUGGGUCAUUGAAAUUUUACUUCUUUUUUUUUUUUUUUUAUAUGGACCUACAAUUGGUUAAAGAGGGCAUUGAUUUUGCCCGGAAAAGAAAGAAUUGGGUGUUUGCUCUGGCCGCUUUGGGCUUCACUGGUUACGGUUUCUAUAAGGUUUAUCACUUGCCUUCCGUAGCUCGGAAAAGAAAAAGAAUUUUCAACUUGUUGGGCGUUUUAAUUUCUAUAGCCGAAGCAGCCUCAGACUCUGCGGAGUCAAUUGGGAUUGUUUCCAAAGAUUUGAAGGAGUUUCUGCAGUCUGACUCCGACCAAAUUCCAACUAGUUUGAGACAGAUUUCGAAAAUCACAAGGUCGGAUGAGUUCUCGGAGUCAUUGAUCAGGGUCACACAAGCCGUAACCUCGGGAAUGUUGCGGGGUCAUCAAUCAGAGACGAGGAGUGAUGGUAGAAAUGAAAGUUCUACCACCAAUUCGAGCUUUGCAGACCGGGUUAUGGACAAGCUCUUGACUACAGCAGGGUCUGGUUUUGCUUCUGUUGUAGUUGGAAGCUUUGCUAAGAACUUGGUUUUGGCUUUCUAUUCAGAUGGGCUAUCAAGUGGGGGAUCAACCUCUAACCAUUCAUCAAAAACAGACCAAAUUGAUUCAGAAAUGAAUGGUGUUCCGGAUUGGGUUAAUGUGGUCUGUGCUGAUAAGUGCAGAGAACUGAUUGGUAAUUGCAUCCAAUUGUUUGUGAGCACAGCAGUUGCUGUUUAUCUAGACAAGACUAUGGAUAUAAACACCUAUGAUGAGCUCUUCUCUGGGUUGACUAACCCCAAGCACGAAAUGAAAGUGAGGGACAUGAUGGUAUCGAUAUGUAAUAAUGCCGUCGAAACUCUUGUCAAAACAUCCCACCAAGUAUUAACAGGUCCAACAUCAAAUGAAAGCCCUUCGAAUGUGAAUUCUAAUUCUUAUUUGGUCAUUACGGAUGGCCCAAACCAAACUGAAAUGGAGGACUUGAGGUAUGAAGAGCCGUCUACCGGAUCGGAAGCAACGAACGACUGCGAAGAGAAGAAUGAAAGUGGGUGGGUUAGUAAAGUGUCCUCAACUUUGGCUGUGCCAAGCAAUAGGCGGUUAGUGCUUGAUGUCACAGGAAGGGUUACAUUCGAAACGGUUAGGUCGUUCCUAGAGUUUUUGGUGGAGAAACUAUAUGAGGGUGUGAAAAGAUUCUGUAAUAUUGUUCAUGAGGCUGUUGUUGACAAGGGCCUUGAGAUUGUGAGAUAUGCUGCUGCGAAGUCCUCUGUUGUAGCUGCUAUAUGUCUGUCUCUGUGUUUGCAUAUAUUAGGUGGUGCAUGGGUGUUGGUGCCUGCUUAACUUGUUCAGUGUAUUCUAAUUUAGUAGUCCCAUGGUUUAGACACCCUAAAUUGUUUGCUUACCACUUCUUUGGGAGUCCAUAUUUGGCUGAUCUCAUUGUAUAUAAUUGUUCAAAUCACCAAAUUCUGUUAGAAUUUAAAACCUUAAAUGAAAUGUUUCUCAAUCUAUGAAAUUGAAAGCUUUUGCCA
Messenger RNA from Ziziphus jujuba (common jujube), 1954 nucleotides. RefSeq names its product protein PHLOEM PROTEIN 2-LIKE A10. The record is from RefSeq and is a predicted model, not a curated record. The transcript has 2 exons. Bases 471 to 1766 code for a protein of 431 amino acids. NCBI's taxonomy places the organism in Eukaryota, Viridiplantae, Streptophyta, Magnoliopsida, Rosales, Rhamnaceae.